Pyricularia oryzae 70-15 is the source of this 4055-nucleotide messenger RNA. RefSeq lists its product as uncharacterized. The record is from RefSeq and is a predicted model, not a curated record. The transcript has 4 exons. The coding region runs from base 632 to 3742 and encodes 1036 amino acids. Gene Ontology annotation, molecular function: protein binding; RNA binding. NCBI's taxonomy places the organism in Eukaryota, Fungi, Ascomycota, Sordariomycetes, Magnaporthales, Pyriculariaceae.
AAAAAAACAGAUGUAGACUUGAGGAAGGGACUCGCUGUCAGUCAAUUGGCAGAUAUCGGCCUGGACGAAAUGUGCCGGCCGCCCUUCCUGCACACCCUCGUAAUUCUCAUUGCAAAUCGCCUCCACCUAGGAAAGCUCUUUGUUGCACCAAAGAAAAAGCAUGCAACAAUAUCACCAAUAGCUGUCGGGUAAGCCCUUCUUUAACAUGAGAGUUGGGUGGCACGAAAAGAGGGGAAGUAGCGCAGCUCUGCAAUAAGUUUGUUAUGGUUUGUAGCUGCCAUGAAAGGAGUAAUACACCAGUCCGGCUACCUUCUUGGCCCAAAACACAGGCGCGACCCUUUUUUCUCCAUGGCCACCCUUCAAGAGUCUCCAAUCUUACACUGUUGCGAGUCGCAUGGAGAACUCCUCGACACUAUCUUCCCAUCAACCUACCUAGAUUUUCGAAUCUUCUCUCACUAACAGCCGCUGAUCCUUAUUACCUUGGACCGUUGGUAUCCGCCUACUCUGUUUUUGGCUUUAGCGUUUCUUUGGCUACUUACUUCCCACCACGAGCGCGUUCUGGCAUCGCUUCCCACAGAAAAGAUCCAAUAGUCAUUCUCAAAGAAGCUUUGGGCACAGCUGAACCGCCGCCAUGAACAGAAACGCGGAGGACAGGCUCUACUCGGGUACGCUUCGUCCGGUGGACGAUGGCGUGAAAGAUCUCGAGAACAAGAUCUCUGUCAAGAUCAAGGCUGCCAAGACCCCCGAAAAGAAGCAGGCUGUGAUGCCGCCCCGGCCGGCUUACGGCUCAAAGGGCAUCCCCGUUACGCUGUGGACCAACUACGUGGAGAUGACGUUUGGCAAAGGAAAGGAUCUCGUUCUGUACAAGUACAGCAUCGCCAUCUCGCCUUUGGAGUCGGGCAGAAAGCAACAGCGCAUCAUACAACUCUUUUUGGAAAAGUGGAAGCAAGACUUGGCCACCUUUGGUCAGAUUUACUCCGACUUCAAGUCUUUUCUCAUUUCAACCACCAAGCUUGACAUCGAUGAGCUCGACGUCAUCAAAAACAGUUCGCUAGACUUCAUCAAAGACGGACACACGGAGGCCCCCAAGAAUCCAAAUACAUACAGGGCCACGGUAGAGGCUCAGGGCGAGUUGAGCGUGCAGGGCUUUCUCAAGUACUUGUCGGAGGAGAAGGCUAUACCCACAUUCGCCAACAAGUUGGACAUGAUCCAGGCUCUCAACAUCUUCCUCAACCACUACAACAAGACCAACAAGUCUGUCGUGGCCGUCGGUGCCAAUAGGACAUUUAAUCUGAACCCCCAACGCCCACCGCCGGGCGGCCAGCAGCAGAACAGGGACAGAGGUGCUAGGGCGUCAGCUGAUGUGAUGGACCUUGGUGGAGGUCUCGAGGCGUUUCGCGGCUUCUUCAGCAGCAUCCGUCCGGCGACAGGUCGACUCCUCAUCAACAUCAACGUCACCAGUGCUGCUUUCUACAAGCAAGGCACGCUCGCCAACCUGAUCAAUUCUUUCGGCAAGCAUUCCUUGUUCAGUCUGGACAAGUUCCUCAAGCGUCUCCGGGUGGAACCCACUCACCUGGAAUCCAAGGCAAGUCGGCAGGGCGCAGGCAGCAGCAAGUCUUCUCGAAAGCGGUACAGAACAAUUUUUGGAUUGGCGCGUGAGGGUGACGGUGCUUCCAUGCCGCCCAACGAGCGACCCAAGAUUUCCAAGUUUGGUGCUGGUCCAGCUCAUGUUCAGUUUUGGCUGGCCAGGGAAGGUCAGAAGGGACGCUACAUUACCGUCAGCCAGUAUUUCCAACAAGCCUACGGUAUUACCCUCGAUUCAAGCUUCCCAGUGAUUAACGUCGGCAAUCGAGACAAACCAACCUACAUGCCUGUCGACAUCUGCGAGGUUUAUCCGGGACAAGUCGCACGAGAGAAGCUCACGCCGGCCCAGAUGGAGGAGAUGGUGGAGUUUGCUGCUCAGCGUCCCUGGUUCAACGCGGAGCAGAUUACAAGAUCAGGUCUGCUCUUGACUGGAGCCUCUAACUCUGUCAAUAACUGCUUGACGGAAAACAACAUCACUGUGGGCAAAGAGCUCAUCACUGUCCCAGGACGCGUCCUGCCCCAGCCCAAGCCUCAAUACCGCUUCGGAUCGGAGGUGAGCAUGGGUGCAGGAGGAUGGAACAUGAGGAACUGCAAGUUCAACGAGGUCGUGGGAGGCGGGACUUCUCGACCAUGGGGCUGCCUGACUUUGGAUGGACGAUAUCCGGCAAAUUCUCAGCACCUGGUAGCACAGCUCGAGGCAUUUCGCCUGCAUCUCAGCAAAGCCGGAAUAAACCUCGACCAAUGCAAGAUUCGAAGCUGCACCGUGGGCAGGAGCACCACGCAGGACUUUAGCGUUCUGGACGAAACGCUUGGUAUGCUCAAGCCGACCAAGACCAAGGAUGGAAUUCGGCGCCCAUUCGACUUUGUGCUAAUUAUCCUCCCCGACAAGGAUGUCUCCCGGUACAACAUGAUCAAAUAUCUGGGGGACGUUUGCUAUGGCGUGCCGACGGUGUGCGUAGCAAGUCGAACGUUUUUCCCAGCCAGAGGAGCGGAUCAGAUGUUUGGCAACCUGGGCCUCAAAAUCAACCUGAAGCUUGGCGGAGUCAAUCACAAGAUUGAGGAUUCUCUCCUCGGCAUCGUGGCACAAGGCAAGACCAUGAUUGUCGGCAUCGACGUCACUCACCCGCCCGCCGGUGCCACGGCAACCCCGAGCAUUGCGGCCAUGGUUGCAAGCAUUGACAGCAAUCUCGCCCAGUGGCCGGGCGAGAUUGGCAUUCAGUCGCAGGCUAGGAAGGAACAAGUCGACGCUCUGACAAGCAUGCUGCAGAGCAGACUCAGAAUCUGGAAAGCCAAGAACAAGGACGCUCUGCCCGAAAACAUCCUCGUGUACCGCGACGGCGUCUCUAAGGGUCAGUACGCCAUGGUCCAGGGGAUGGAGAUUCCGCUGCUCGAAAAGGCCUGCGAGCUCGAGUACAGGGGCCGCAAGAUGCCCAACAUGACGGUCGUGGUGGUCGGCAAGCGACAUCACACGCGCUUCUAUCCAACCUCGACGGGCCGUACCAACAUGGUCAAAAACAACGUCGCUCCUGGAACCGUCGUCGACCGCGGCAUCACCGAGGCGCACACGUGGGACUUUUUCCUGCAGUCGCACGAGGCCCUCAAGGGCACCGGCCGGCCCGCACACUACAUCGUCGUCAUGGACCAGAUCUUUCGCCCGGGUUUCGAGCGCGGCGAGCAGCUUCCGAUCCGCAGCGGGCCCCCGCAGGGCGGCAGAGGUGGUGGCCUCAAGCUACCCCUUGGCGCCAACAGGGGUGGUGGCAACAACAAGAGCGGUGGCGGUGGCAGGGGUGGUGGAGCCAGCACUGGUGGUGCGCAGCUCAACGAGGUAGACACGCUCGAGAUGUUGACGUACUCGCUGUGUAACGUGUUUGGACGCGCGACGCGGUCCGUCAGCUACGCGACGCCUGCCUACUUUGCCGACAUUCUGUGCGAGCGCGGCCGAUGCUGGCUGGCGGCGUUCCUGGAAGUCCGCCGGCCCAUGGACGAUGCAGAGACGGCAUCUGUGCUGAGCGCGGGUGAGAUUCGCAAGAUUGCGAACCCGCAGGCCAAAAAGGACGCCGAAAAGAAGCUGGCCGACGUGCAGCAACAGGGGAGGAAGGCCGCCAUGGAUGCUUGUCGGGUGCAUCCUGCACUAGCAGAUACUGUGUUUUACCUGUGAGGUAGGUGUCUUGGUCCCUCUGGGGGUUGCAUUUCAGUUUCUGUAUGGUGUUUGACAGUCAUUGACUGAGUCUCUGAUGGUAUAUGUACUCUUGUGAUUGUGGAAUCGGCUGUUGUUGUUUUUUUUUGGUGUUCUUCAUUCAUUUCCUUUGUGUAAAACGUUACCUACACAAGUUCUGCGUGAAGCAUUGUUCCAGACCGAUGUUGUUAUUGGGGGCAAUCAGAAACGCUUGCCCGUCCUGGUGAUGGAUUGUUAAUCAAGGUGUAAGAGACAAACAGCGAUUAGACAGGAACACUGAGAUAUUUUCCUCGCA